Molecule: messenger RNA, 5872 nt
Organism: Camarhynchus parvulus
Lineage: Eukaryota; Metazoa; Chordata; Aves; Passeriformes; Thraupidae
Gene: TOX
Product: thymocyte selection associated high mobility group box
Exons: 10
Coding region: 2211-3671 (486 amino acids)
Biological process (GO): leukocyte differentiation; regulation of transcription by RNA polymerase II
Cellular component (GO): nucleus
Molecular function (GO): chromatin DNA binding
Source: RefSeq, a predicted model, not a curated record
GGUCGCAUCUACCAAUCACAACAGAAAGGACCAAAUUCAUCCUGGCUACAUUUCACAUAUACUCAAUGGAGUUAUAGAAUCCAGGGAUAAAUCGGGCCCUUUGUGGUGGAUGCCCCAGGAUAUUUCAAGAGAGAUCCCAGAGGUAUGACUGUUAGCGUUGUUUUAAGUAACUAUUUUGCAGCAUCUGGCAAUCGUGCGCUAUAUUUUGGAAGUUUGUGCCAGGAGUGAACUUGGUUCAGCAGGAAGAGUUCAAAUGCAAAGGAGCAUUUAUGUGUUCAUUAAUUUUCUUGUAGUCCUCUGAGUAACCAUGAGGCUACUGCUACUUUUCAUCUGUAGUUUGCUGUUAUUUUCUCUAUUGUCAGCUUUGUAAAUUGUAACAGUGAAAUGUUGCCACGUGAAAAGCUUGGGCUGAUAUUAAUGCCAUAAGAACCAAAGUGUUUGAAGACCUGUUUGGCAGUGAAACUGGACAAACGUUAUUAAACCUAUCAAUGAUUUAAAGCUUCAGACGGAAGGUAAUGACUUGAAUACACAUUUCACUCAUCAUUCUUGAGGUAGUGGCCAGAUUUAAUUUAAAAGUUAAAUGCUUUGGAAAAUCAGGAAUUACUUUAAUAUAUUAAAUCAUUUUCCAAUUAAGUUCCUUAAAUAAUUUUUGGUGUGUUGCACUCCAAAUCGAAUAAAUUAAUUUAAAAAGUAGUUUUCAGAAUUUCUUUACUAGCUGGUUAAAGCUUCUUUCAAGUCAUGCCAUGUAUGAGGGAGCAAACUGUUCUUUUCAAAUGCAAAUGAGACACUCAUUCUGUAGACAAGUUGCAACUCUUCUAUUUCACUUUGCCUGAACUGAUAAUGUGCUUAAAAGUGCACAGUCAUAAGACAUAUGUUUUAUGCUUGGAAAAGACUUACCAGGAAUGUUUCAAUAUAUGAUAUCGAGUACAUAACAAGUGUCUUUCUCAGAUGUCUUUACCACUGACCAUUGAUAACAUUAAAUGGACAGAGUAGAUUUGCCAGGCCUCUUGGAGGCGUACAUUUAGUGAACAUUUCAUUUUUCACCCCUUCACUCUCUCCCUUUGCCCAGCAUGAUUAACAUUGCUGUGAAAACUUAUCUGACUUGUUCUAAACAUGUCAUCAUGUUACAGUAUUGCUCUGUCACUCAUUUUCAGGCUGUGUGUAUUUAGGGAGUUGGAAGGGCGGGAGGCCUGCAGAAUUUUCUGUUCAGUAUGUUUGGUUGAGUGUUUGCUUUUAAACUCUCCCAGGAAAGGAGAUGAUGGCUGGAGUGUGAUGGAUCCUUGUUCUGGGCCAGAAUGGUGGUCUUCCUUAGGAGUCUACCUCCAAAAUUCAUUGGGAACUCAUUCAAGAUCCUCUGGGUUCUUGUUUCUCGUAAAGUUAGUUAAAACUUACUUUUGCCACUUACUAGCAGAUUUGGCCAUAUUUUUCAUAUCUAGGUUUUGGUGGUGUUUUUCCUUUUACAAAUUUGCCAGACUUUGAUUGUUUACAUUUGAAGUCUGCUUGAGCUGCUGGUAAUUUAGAAUGUAUUCCACAAAUACUUAGGCUUUUAAGUUUUCUAGUUGUUCUGUUUUAGUACUAGUUGUUUUCCGUGAUCGGAUGGUUGUUUGUAGCAUAUGAGUUCCUAGGCACAUGCAUGGGAGGUAUUGACUGUGCAUUUUUCUGUAGCCAGAGGAAAAUAAUGUAGAUUCAAACAAUCGCCUCUUAUCUUACAAUUUUCAGUUGGCAGGCUUUGUUUCAGAAGACUGCUUAGAUCUUUAUUUUAUAAACCUAAAAUAGCAUUCUAAGCAUCUUAGCCUAAUAUUUCUCUAUCUGCUGUGAAAGCUCAUUAUGCUCUGCAUAUAUUGUUAUGCAGGCUUUUCCUUGUUUCUCUUGCAUUACCCAUGGAGAGAGAAAAGUGAAGGAACAAUGCAAACAAUGUUGGUUAUGACAACUGUGAGAGGUAUCUCUUAUACAAACAGACAGAAUGGAUGGUAUGCUUUGGUAUAUAGGUCAGCCUUUGAAAUAACAUCGUGGAGCUCUUAUGCUGGACAGAUUUAGGGUUGGGAUUGUACUGUUCACCCCUUGAAACUUGAAGCAUAAUUGCAGUUCAGAUAUGUUCAGGCUAAUACCCUUGUUGGAUGGUUUCCUCCCAAGGAACACGCUGCUUUCUAAGUUGCAAAACAUACUUGAAUUACAUGAGCAUCUGACAAAUCCAGUUUGACGGUGAGAACAUGUAUAUGAGUAUGACAGAACCAAGCCAGGACUACGUGCCAGCCAGCCAGUCUUUUCCUGGCCCAAGUCUUGAAAGUGAAGAUUUUAACAUACCUCCUAUAACUCCUCCAUCAUUGCCUGACCACUCCCUGGUGCACUUGAAUGAGAUAGAGUCUGGGUACCACUCUCUGUGUCAUCCCAUGAACCACAAUGGCCUCCUUCCCUUCCACCCUCAAAACAUGGAUCUACCUGAAAUUACAGUUUCCAACAUGCUUGGCCAAGACGGGACACUGCUUUCCAAUUCCCUCUCUGUGAUGCAAGAUUUACGGAAUACAGAAGGAGCCCAGUAUAGUUCCCAUCCUCAGAUGGCAACCAUGAGGCCAAGGGUUCAACCUGCAGAUAUUAGGCAGCCAGGAAUGAUGCAGCACGGGCAGCUGACUACUAUUAACCAGUCCCAGCUCAGUGCACAGCUUGGUUUGAAUAUGGGUGGAAACAAUGUUCCUCACAACUCGCCCUCUCCACCUGGAAGCAAAUCUGCAACUCCUUCACCAUCCAGUUCAGUCCAUGAAGAUGAAGGAGAAGAUAGCUCUAAGGUCAAUGGUGGUGAGAAGAGACCUGCUUCAGAUGUAGGAAAGAAACCCAAAACUCCCAAGAAGAAGAAGAAGAAGGACCCAAAUGAGCCACAGAAACCUGUGUCUGCCUAUGCAUUAUUCUUUCGAGACACCCAAGCAGCCAUCAAGGGCCAAAACCCCAAUGCUACUUUUGGUGAAGUCUCUAAAAUUGUAGCUUCAAUGUGGGACGGCUUAGGAGAAGAACAAAAACAGGUAUACAAAAAGAAAACUGAAGCUGCCAAGAAGGAGUAUCUGAAGCAGUUAGCUGCCUACAGAGCAAGCCUUGUAUCCAAGAGCUACAGCGAACCUGUUGAUGUUAAAGCCUCCCCACAACCUCAGAUGAUGACUUCAAAGCAGUCAGUGUUUCAUGGGCCUGCCCAGGCUCACUCUGCACUGUACCUCAGUUCCCACUACCACCAACAACCAGGAAUGAAUCCUCACAUCACCGCCAUGCAUGCCAAUAUCCCCAGGAACAUAGCGCCCAAGCCCAACAAUCAAAUGCCAGUGACUGUUUCCAUAGCAAACAUGGCUGUGUCCCCUCCUCCACCACUUCAGAUCAGCCCCCCUCUGCACCAGCAUCUCAACAUCCAGCAGCACCAGCCGAUCCCAAUGCAGCAGUCCAUUGGAAACCAGCUACCAAUGCAGGUCCAGUCUGCUUUACACUCACCUACAAUGCAGCAAGGAUUUACUCUUCAGCCUGAUUAUCAGAAUAUCAUCAAUCCAACAUCAACAGCUGCACAAGUUGUUACCCAAGCAAUGGAGUAUGUUCGUUCAGGGUGCAGAAAUCCUCCAGCACAGACUGUGGACUGGAAUAAUGACUACUGCAGUAAUGGGGGCAUGCAGAGGGACAAAGCACUCUACCUUACCUGAAAAUCUGAAACAUCUCUCCUUUCCUUUCACUGAGGAAUGCAGGGAAGUCUUUUCAUCAUGGAUUGCUUUAUGCAGUCAGGGCAGUUCUGCAUUUUAUUAGAAAAUACAAGUUGCUAAGCACUUAGGACUAUUUGAGCUUGUGGGUCACCCACUCUGGAAAAAAUAGUCUCGCUUCUUUCCUUUUCUUUGUUUUUUUCCCCAUUUUUUCUCUUUCUUUCUCCUUUCCACCCCUUCCCUGAGAUCCUGUAACGGACAUUGCUUUUCUUCUUCCCUGAAGGAAACUUGGACCAUUCAGAUUUUAUGUUGGUUUUUGCUGUGAAGUGCUGCGGUAGUAACUGCCUUAGCAACUGUAGAUGUCUCGGAUAAAAGUCCUGGAUUUUCCAUUGGUUUUUCAUAAUGGGUGUUUAUAUGAAACUACUAAAGACUUUUUAAAUGGCUUGAUGUAGCAGUCAUAGCAAGUUUGUAAAUAGCAUCUAUGUUACACUCUCCUAGAGUAUAAAAUGUGAAUGUUUUUGUAGCUAAUUGUAAUUGAAACUGGCUCAUUCCAGUUUAUUGAUUUCACAAUAAGGGUAAAAUUGGCAAACAUUCAUAUUUUUACUUCAUUUUUAAACAACUGACUGAUAGUCUAUAUUUUCAAAGUAUUGGGAGAAAAAAAGUAAAGUAGUCCCAAAUUAUAUUAAUUAAAAAUAUUGGCUUUGUCUCAUAAAAUAAAUACAAAAAACUUAGGAGAAAAAACUAAUGUUGAUAAAGAGCAAACACAUUUAUUUUGUACUGCCUAAAAAAUGCUUUUUUUUUUAAAGAAAAUCACUUUAUGUGUACUGGUUAGUAAACGUCAUUUAAGUCCUUUUAUGUAUAAAACUGCCAAAUGCUUACCUGAUAUUUUAUUAGAUGCAGAAACAGAUUGGAGACAGCUAAAUUAUAACCUCUACAUAUGGCUAUGUAUUAUUGUUUCUUCAUACUGUGUCUGUAUUUAAUCUUUUUUAUGGAACCUGUUGCGCCUAUUUAUGAAAUAAUAAAUAUAGGUGUUUGUAAGUAAAUUUGUUAGCAUUUUAAAAAGGUUUCUUUGACGCUUUAACUUUUGCUGGCACAAAUUGUUCACAACUGAUGAUGUGAAUACUUUAUUUAGUUUUUACAGUGACAAAUAUAACAACAAACCUGCUUUAAUGGCAGAAAAUGAAGGUAACCAAGAACUAUUUCUCUAUUUCUUUGGUUGUUAUGGAAAAUUAAAAAAAGGUAUUUUAAGUAACUCCCUUUUUAAAGCAUUGUAGGAGGAAGUUGCCCAAAACUAAGACUUGAACCAACAAAACUAACUGAAUAAAACUGCAUAACACUGCUUCUUGAAACUUCAUCAUGUUUUGUUAAUUUGUCAAGUGGAAUAAACAUAUUACCAAAAGAAAUAUUACCAAAUAUGCUUCAGCCAUUUUAUUAUAUAUGCAAAGAUCCUGCAGAAUUUUAGGAAGUAUAUCAGAAAUACAUCCUAAAAUAAAAGGUAAGUUCAGCAGCCGCAGGGAAAGGGAUAAAAAUAUCCAAAAGAAGGUAUUUUGUCAAUGUUUGGGAUCAGGGAUAGCUCUGAAAAUAUAUUUCUGGAUGAUUUUGUCACAGAUGCCUGUCCCUUUAAUGGACACUACCACUGAUUUGUAUUUUCUGUGUGAAAUAAAGGAAGCAAUUCAGAUAGAAUACACAUUUGGCAAUGCCAUUGUUUUUUCUUUAUAAAACAAAACAGAAACAAAGGCAUGCUUGCUUCUGAAUUAUUUCAGGCAAUGUACAAUCGGAAUCACUUGGCAUGUAAUAACUAAUAAAUAAUGCAGAUCAGAUGUGAUUACUCAAAUAACUGUAGCUGAGAGCUCUAAUUUUCCUGUCUUGAAACUGUAUGAGAACUCGUGAUUAAAUUCACAGUUUAUUGUUUGUCUGUUUAGUACUUUAGAAAUAUACCAGCACUACUAAUUACCCAAUGUCUUCUAUUUAUUAUAUUACAGUAAACUACAUUUUCCACUCAUAUUAAUUCUAAAGAGAAAAGAUAAUUACUGAGAAUGAGAAAAAUCAACUUUGAUUUCAACAGGCAGUUUUCUAUUUUCUUUUAUGGAAAAGAAUUGUGUUAUCUUCAUUUCUUUUAGAGCAGGUGCGCAGUCACAUAAAGUUGUUAAUUUCGGUAUCCAAGCAGAGUUCGAAAUACAAGAAAACUUUAAUGUAAAUAAAAAAGU